GAAUAUAGUUUAGAGGAUUAAACGAUCGCCGACCGCCGUACAGUGUUCAGAAUCUAGUAUGCUCUUAUGAACUUUGAUUGAACUGCUGCAUUAUUUUAAGUCUAAUACGAAAAGAGACUAUUUCAAUAUGGUUCAUUUCAAUGCUAUUGUAAUCGGAACGUUAGUACUUUUAGUACUUUGUGAACGCUCUAUGUCUUUGGAAGAAAAACAGAGAAAGUCUAAAAAGUUUAAAAAUAAAAUCCAUGGUUUUACAAAAGAUGAUAUAGAAAACAUUAUGGUUAAAGCAGCCCAAGACGAAAAAGAAAUGAAUGCGGCACCAUACCAGGUGGAUAUAUCACAAAAUCUGGAAAUGCCUGUCGAACAACAAAGUCCUUGUCAAAAAAAUCACUGUGGUGCCGGUCGUGUAUGUAAGUUAACUGAAGCUGGUGAAGCGGAAUGUGUUUGUAUUUCAGACUGUCCUAUUGAAACAGAUGAUAGAAGAAAGGUUUGUUCAAACUAUAAUGAAACAUGGGGUUCUGACUGUGAAAUUCACAGAAUGCGUUGUAACUGUGAAGAAAAUACAGAGAAAUGCAAAAAUCCAGAAUUUGCUCAUCUGCAUGUAGAGUACUAUGGUGUUUGUAAACAAUUAGCUAAAUGUUCCGAUUCUGAAAUGGCCGAUUUUCCAAGGAGAAUGAGGGAAUGGCUAUUCCAGAUAAUGCAAGAUUUAGCUGAAAGAGAAGAACUUAGUCCUCAUUUCACAAGAAUGAUACGAGAUGCAGAGACAAACAUGACAAAACGUUGGAGUAAUGCUGCAGUUUGGAAGUGGUGUGAUUUGGAUGGCCACCCACAUGAUAAGGCUGUAUCAAGACAUGAACUGUUCCCAAUUAGAGCACCACUUUUGUACUUGGAACAUUGUAUAGCUCCAUUUUUAAAUAAAUGUGAUGCUGAUAAUGAUCACAUGAUUACACUUAAAGAGUGGGGUAAUUGUUUGGAAAUACCUUAUGAAAUAUUGGAAGAAGAAUGUGAUGACUUACGUUAUGAUCUUAACUAACAAAUAUUGUUAUAAAAUAUGUUUACAGAAGGCAAUUUUAUUUAAAAAUUAUUUAAUGAGUAUAACAUUUUUGUA
Molecule: messenger RNA, 1105 nt
Organism: Sipha flava (yellow sugarcane aphid)
Lineage: Eukaryota; Metazoa; Arthropoda; Insecta; Hemiptera; Aphididae
Gene: SPARC
Product: SPARC
Exons: 8
Coding region: 128-1030 (300 amino acids)
Biological process (GO): anatomical structure development
Molecular function (GO): collagen binding; calcium ion binding; protein binding
Source: RefSeq, a predicted model, not a curated record